Messenger RNA from Anopheles arabiensis, 8646 nucleotides. RefSeq lists its product as uncharacterized. Gene Ontology annotation, cellular component: nucleus; cytoplasm. Bases 1636 to 5082 code for a protein of 1148 amino acids. The transcript is spliced from 7 exons. The record is from RefSeq and is a predicted model, not a curated record. NCBI's taxonomy places the organism in Eukaryota, Metazoa, Arthropoda, Insecta, Diptera, Culicidae. Gene Ontology annotation, molecular function: histone deacetylase binding; RNA polymerase II cis-regulatory region sequence-specific DNA binding; DNA-binding transcription repressor activity, RNA polymerase II-specific. Gene Ontology annotation, biological process: cell fate commitment; regulation of transcription by RNA polymerase II.
GAUUUAGUCGGUACCAAGACAAAACCCAGACAGGACGUCGAUGAGUCCGUGAGCGUCCAUAGCAUUACAAGCGGGAGAAGCAGAUCUCCGCAUCAAACGGAACAGAGCGUCCUGUGCCUGAAACGCAAAGCAAAGUGUUGUGUUGCUGUGCCUGCGCAAAACGAGUUGAACAAACUUUUGCGCGCCUGGGUACGUAGAGCGUGCGGUGGCCGGUGAGCAUUACAUAAGCUAAAGUUUGAGCGCUUGCGGCCGAACAGGCGGCAGUGACUUGCGCGAGCGGUUAGAACGCGAACUGCGCGCACUGUUGCGGGAAGUGAAGCGACCGGAGCAUUGUGAAGCCAGUGCAUGGCUGUUUCGGCUGUUGAUGAGUUUCGGUGUGAUGUUGAUGUGAUUGUGUUGAAGAGUGUUCGGCUGUGUUUGAAAUUCGGCAAAGCAGCGGUACCAAUAAAAAUCAAUCAACUGCAUACCUCCCGUCCCGUGUUCGGUGGUGCGGAAAAUUGCGAAUUAGAAGUAGUGGAAUUGUGAGAGCCAAGCAAGAAAACAGUUGGGGAAACAGUGACAUAAGUGUGAAAAAGAGUUGGUGCAGUGAAGUACAGAGCAGAAUAUAUUUAGUGAUUGAAGCAUAAAGUGAAGACGAAUUAGAAAAAAGAAACAAAUCAAACAAGAACGGACGUUCUACAGUCUUGUGGAGGGCGCGAGUGGAUUAGCACACAUUAGUGCGAUUCAACAGAGGGUGAGGUAGCAGACCAACAACAGCACCAGCAGCAGCAGCAGCAGCAGCAGCAGCAGUGGAAGGUGAGCCGGGAAUUUCUGGAUAGGUUGUCCGGUUCGGGAUAUUGCGACUUAAGUCGGCGCUGUCGUGAUCCCGAGGGAACGAACGUAGAAUUCAUCUGCGACUUGUUUGAAGGUGUAGUUAUUACUCUACCGCGCUCGACUCUCCUCCAUCCAACCUUGCGCCCGUCCCGUCCGUGUGCCCCGAGUGUGAGUGUGUGUUGUAGCAACCUGUUGUGUAUAUUGGUGAUCCUCUCUCGUGCUGAUCGGAAGUGAUCCAGCCGGGAACUUGCGGGAGCACUUUGAGCAAGGUGUUUGUGUCGUGUGUUUAGAAUCAGCGUCGCAUCCCACCUCUAGUGAGCUAUUGGCCCCUGUUAGCCCCUGAAGUACCCUUCCGUGUGUGCGGUGUUUAUGAGUUUGUGUGACUGGAAGUUUGUAUGACGUUCGCUGUGAGUUGUGCAACGUUCCAAAGCGGUGUGUUGAAGUGUUGUGCAAUACGUGGCUAGGCACAAAAAAGCAUUAAGAGGAAGCGCAGUGUAAACGCUAGAACGCAAUUUGAAGGGAGCCCGUUGGGUGGGUGGGUUAUCGUUAUCAACUAAGCCCAAGCAACCUUCGGCGCAACAGCCUGUUUACUAGCGAUCUCGGUCAGCUGUGACCGGAUGGUUGGUGGAAGCGACUCGCCUGGCCAAUUAACAUGUGCAUCAUAAUUGCGCCCUGAAGGAUUUACCACGUGGAAGCACGACACGGUGCGCUGAUAUCAUCAGUGAAGAUUCACGAAUCAUCCUAAAGCUCACUAAACGGUCCCUUUGGUGCGGACAGUUGAAUUAAACCUUAUGGAAAUUAAAUAUUAAGCAGCUAAUCAAAAUGUCUGGAGCGAAUCCCCCUCGAAGCGUUACGCCAAACGCGCAGCAGGACUACGAUGUUACGCGUAUGCGCGAGGAAGACUUCGAGCGGCUGGCGGUGUACAUCGUGCCGGACAUGCCCUGCGAGAAGGGUGUGCCCGGCCGGGCGGAGAAAACGCUCCCCCGCAGCCUGACGCUCAAGCCCUCCCUCGUCCUGUCGACGCCCACCUCCACGACUGAGGGCGUAUGGAGUACGGGUGUCAUCCCGCGCGGCACCCGGUUCGGCCCGUUCGAGGGCGUCCGCACACCGAGCCACCCGAGCGAUAAGCAGCUGUGGCGGUACUUCUGGAGGGUGCAGGAACUGCGACACGUUUCCUAUGGGAAUAUCAAGAUAUUCAAAGACAGUGAUUUCUACUAUCUCGACGGGUCGGAUACGGCCCAAUCCAACUGGAUGCGGUACGUCGCGUCCGCGUACAGCUUCUCCGUGAUGAAUCUGGUCGCCUGCCAGCACCAGGAGCACAUCUACUUCUACACGAUACGCGACAUCAUGCCGAACGAGGAGCUGAUGGUGUGGUACUGUCGCGACUUUGCCAAGCGGCUCGGCUACGACAUCGAUCCCGAGCGGGCGACCUACUCGAUCUGCCGCGAGGAGGUCGUGAAGAAGACGUACAAACAGCCCGUCCCGCCGGAGAUCGCCUACAACCACGUGAAGCACGUGAUGGGCCUCUACCUGCCGGCGAUGGUGCGCAGUACGCCAACGCCCAGUCCCUCACCACCGGCGCCCGCAACCGUCGGUGGUCAUGUUCCUUCCGCGAAGCAUCACGCCCUGCACCAGACGGUACUGCGCGAGCCUCGCAAUAGCAGCUCGGCGGCGGCCGUCACCGGGGACGAGUCCCUGCGGGACCGGUCGCCCAUCAGGAUAGUGAUCCGCGAGCAGAGCCCACUGUUGCGCGAAAGCGUCAAGGAGGUCGAUGCCGACUCUCCGAUCUCACAGACGAAAGAGACGGCGUACGAGCAUCAGCUGACGCCGAACGAUGGGUCGGUACGGUCGGACGAGGGCUACCACAGCCACGGGUACCACGAGGAUGGCUUCACGCCCCCGGAGGACUCGAGCGACAGCGAGAGCGAGCACAACUACGUGCUCGACUGCUCGAAGAAGGCGAUCGAGCCGAAGGAGACGAGCGUCGGCCAGCACAAGGUGAGCACGAGCGAGCCGUGCGACAAGAACGAGUACCGCAAGGUGAAGAUGAAGAUGCCGCUCAAGUACGAGUUUAAGAACAACAGCAAAAACUUCAAGGUAGAGCCGGAGCUGGAGCCAACCGAGCGCGAGGUGGAGCCGGCGGUGCCCGCGAGCAGCGAACCGGUGGUGGUGGUGGCGAGCAUGCGGGAAGUAACGCCCGCCACCAGCACCGUGAUCGUGCUCGACGCGACACCGGAGUCGUCGGUGGUAGUGCCGCUCACCAAGAGCUACUACGAAGCCGAACCGACCUCGACCUCGCCCGCGACCUUCAUCCGCUACACGCCGCCCAGCUCGAGCUCGAUCCUGGAAACCAUCCUGACCGGCAGCCAGCGAGCGUCCCCGUCGGCGGACGAUCCGCACCGGCGGCAGCCGAACGCGACCCCGCCCCCGACCUCCCCGACCGAGAUGGCCUACUCGUACAAGAAGUCGCAGCGGUACGGGACGGCCUGCAGCCCCGACUCGAGCUCGCAGAACCCGCAGGCCCCCGAACCGGCCGAACCGGGCCACGGGCCGAACCGAUCUCAGCCGCACCAUCACGGCGCCGCCGGUCCCGAGCCGAAGGAGGCGGACCACGCGGACCAGCACCAUCUGCAUCAUCAUCUGCAUCAUCUGCACCAUCACCACAACCACCACCAUCAUCUGCAGGCGCACCAUCACCCGCACCAUCAUCUGCAGCCGCAUCAGCAACCGCACCAGAGCGGCUACCAUCACGAGCGGCUGCACGAGUCGCGGGAGGAGCCGACGGCCGCUGCCUCUCCCUCGCCCUCGCCCAUCGUGUACCCAGGCGAGCACCAUCCGCACCUGCACCAUCCCCAUCACCAUCUGCCGCCGCACCAUCACCACCGAACGCACUCGCCGGUGGCGUACGAGUCCCCGGUACCGAGCUACACCGCCACCAGCAGCAGCGGCAGCCUCUACUCCACCUCGAACGGGUCGGCCAGUGUGAUCAACAGCGCUUCCAGCUCCACCUACAGCCCGCCGCUGAACGGUGGCCACUACGAGAGACUGACGACCUCGUCGACCACGCCAACCAUCCGCUCGGUGUCGCCGCCGCCGCCGCCACCAACGCAACCGGCGCCGGCCCCAGGCUACGUGCAGCUCCAGUCGAAGGGGCAGCUACCGCUGGGCCACCCGCUAAUGCAGCCGCUAACGCCGCUCACGCACAUGUCCCCGGGGCGUAUCUCGCCCCCGAGCAGCCUCAGCCCGGACGGUGGUUCGUACUCGCGCAGCGGUAGCCCCAUGUCCCCGGGCAGCCCGAACUCGCGCGGCUACCGCAGCCUGCCGUACCCGCUGCGCAAGCGCGACGGCAAGAUGCACUACGAGUGUAACGUGUGCAGCAAAACGUUCGGCCAGCUGUCCAACCUGAAGGUGCACCUGCGGACGCACUCGGGCGAGCGGCCGUUCAAGUGCAACGUCUGCACGAAAUCCUUCACCCAGCUCGCCCAUCUGCAGAAGCACCAUCUGGUGCACACGGGCGAAAAGCCGCACCAGUGCGACAUCUGCAAGAAGCGGUUCAGCUCCACCUCGAACCUGAAGACGCACCUGCGGCUGCACAGCGGGCAGAAGCCGUACGCGUGCGACCUGUGCCCGCAGAAGUUCACCCAGUUCGUGCACCUGAAGCUGCACAAGCGGCUGCACACGAACGACCGGCCGUACGUGUGCCAGGGCUGUGAUAAGAAGUACAUCAGUGCGUCCGGGCUGCGCACGCACUGGAAGACGACCAGCUGCAAGCCGAACAAUCUCGAGGAGGAGCUAGCGAUGGCGGCGGCCGCCACCUCGGAGUGCUUGGAUAAGGACGGCCAGCCCGAUGGGGAAGGGGGCCGCGAGUUCUACGAAAUGUCUCACCACGGUUCGCCGGGCGGCGUUGUCGUACAGCAGACGGCGGCCGCACUGUCACCAGCGUCGCACCACCAGCAUCACCAGCACGCCGGCCAUCAUCACCAUGGCACCGAGCAGGUCAUACACAAGGUGUCGGCCGGGAAGAUCCAGCAGCAGCAGCACCAGGGACCGUCCCCGCCGAACAGCAGCAACAAUAACAGCCCCAACAGUACCAACCACAAUCUAGCGUCCUCGCCGCACCUACACUACGGUGGCCAUUUGGUGCAGUCGGGUGGCGGUGGCAAUGGUACGGCGAACGGUGGGCCCGGCCCGGCCCAAAGCCAGCACGAACCGGCCAACCGGCCGAGCGUGAUCGAGUCGAGCCAGCCGAUGGUGAUCGAGUGCACGUAGCCGGGCGUUAUACGCCACGCAGCCGGACCGUAGCAGCAGCUGCUCCGUUCAUGAGUGAGUGAUCGAGUGAUUUGGGGUAAACGAAAGGGACACUUCUGUCGAACAAACAAAAGAGGGAAAGAAGGAAAACAGGUCUCCGCACUCCGGUCUAUAUUUAUUGCCCUUGCGAGCGCAGGAGGAAGCGUAGCUUGUUUGUUUGUUUUUUUUAAAUAUUAUACUAAUGAUCAUCACUCGCAACACUGGCGGUAUACUAUUAAGCUGUUAGGGUGUACUAAUUAAGUGGUCUUAAGCAACAAACCCCCGCCCGCACUGUAACUUAUUCCCGCUAGGCAAGAAGAUCUGUAAAUAAUGGCUGUAAUCCUGCAAGAGGAAGUGGCACAGAAUGGCUGGGGGGAGAGAGAAACAAAUGUUCGACCUCCCGAGGGGGAGGGGGGGGAGAGGAAGUUAACACGCACGCACCCUAGGUUCGAAUUUGUGAUCAAAAUUGUUUUCUUCCCGCUGAGGGUAAACUGUUUGUUUUCUGUGUUGCGUGAGGCGACAUUAGCACGUAAGGAACGGUGAUCGUUUUGUGGCUGCGGUGCAAACGCAAAAUGGCUGGCUGAUACGGUGGUUAGGAUUACGGCAACAGGUAGCAAACGAAACGCAUCAAAGAUCAAAAUUGAAGUCUGAUAGCAAUUAGGGAUAUUUAGGUUGUUUGCUCGUUUCAUAUUUGCUCGAUAUUUUCCUGCCAGAAGUGUGUGUUUGUGUGCGGGGCGGGACACUUGCUGGGCAUAAUGGGAGCCAGGCCACCGGGGGUAGGAGAGGCCCAAACCAACCAGACUGACUGAUAGUUUUCCUUUGUGGGCUCGGGAGAAGGGCUGCACCGAGCGGUGGAAUGCAACCAGCGAGGGAGAGCGUGUUGUGUUGUAGCAUACAUUUGACCUGUGACCAGUGUUUGUUGCAGUCCGUUGCAUGUUCCGUUUACAUGUUGUUUGGUGUAUAUUCGUUCCCGGAAGGAAAACAGACUUAGGCUUAAGUGAGAGGAAGAUGGAGUUUAGUAGCAUAUACGAGAUAAGAAAGGGAUUAGAAGCAAAUGUUUAAAUCUAAGCAAACCUUACAAGUAAAUACCUAAACAAACAGUACAUAAAACACAACAAACACCAGACGAAAAACAUACACUACACAAUAACACAGAAAACACAGAGAAGGAGGUAGGAGAUGUGAGAGUGUAAUUGAAAAUUACGAUUCACAACUUAGCUGAAGAUCGGUGCUUUUUCAAUACCAGCGCAUACCCGGAUGGAGGCUUCCUCUGCGGAUCGCGGUACUAAUACUAUUACUCAGAGUUAAGAUUUAGAAUAAUAUAUAAAAGAACGUAUAUCAAGCAGAUGAUAAAAAAAGAACGAGAGACGAAAACAAACAACACAAAUUUAUGAAUUAAACUUUCUGGGAGAUUAAGACAAGAGAGCGAAGUAAGAACAAUGAGAGAUAGAAGGGAGGAGAGUGUGUGUAAGAGGAAUGAAAAAAAUGAUACGAAUUAGAAAAUAAUACGUACGCUGGUGCUACAAUUGGGAAGGAUAAAGAAGGAGGUAAGAGUCAAGACAUUUAUGUUAUUGCUAAAAGCAGUUCUGAAAAAAAAAAACAGUUUAAAAUAAACAAUAGAACGCAGCAGAAAUGCAAACAAAUGAUAUCAAGUAGUAAACAAGUGAAGUUUAUACAAGUAAAACAAAAACAAAAACAAAACAGUAGAAAAGAAAAAGCAACUAAAUACCAUUAACAAACGCAGAACGCUAAUCGCGCAUAGACCGCAGCCUACAGCCAAUCUAUACAGAAACGCUACAGCAACACGUUCAGGCGCCGGGCCAGACAGCGGGAGCAAAGCAAAAGGAAGGCAAUCAUCGCUCUGGCAUAGUGUGUGGCCAAACCUGACUCUCUGCACAGCACAGCAGCUGGCAGACAGCUAGCUAAGAUGACGAUCCUUGACAGACUGACCGAUUCUAUUUUGUUUGCACUUCUUCUGGGCUUUUCUCUCCCUUUCUUGCGCCUCAACCGAUCUCCACUAAUUUGCUUUUUAUUGAUCGCGUAGCUUGGAACGUUUACACGUAUACGUGAGCGUGGACCGAGCGACGCACACAUGAGGCACACAUAGAGGCUCGUGGAGCUGCAAUUGUCACGAACCGAUCAUCCUUCAGUUCAGUGCCCUUUCAGUUUCCCCCAUCUUAAGGAACACUAUUUUUUGUUUGUUUAAUUUGUUUUUUUUUUCCGUUUGCAAUUUUGCUCGUUGAUCUUUGUUCGUGUUUGUUUUUGUGUUUAUAGUAUAAAGAGCAGUUUUUUUUGUGUCUGUCUGUUUAGCCAUUAAGUCUGCAAUAGUGGCGAUCGCGUGAGAGCGCCGAUCAAAACCAUUAACAGGAUAUUUGUACAAUAAAAGCGAUGAAAGGGGCAUAGAGGGAAAAAGAAAAAGAUGAUAAAAAAUGAAAAUAACAAAAAAAAACAGAUAAAAGCAUAAUUAUACACGCAUUAUCAUACGUUACAUUUACAGACAAGCAUACACACACACACACACACACAGUUACACGAUCGUAUAUACAGUGAAAACAGCAAAAUGUUGAUCAUUUUACAAGACGUUUUCCUUCCUGAAAGUUUUUUUUUACGAUUGUAAGAUUGUUUCAAGGUGUUUGGGCACCUGGAACGUGAACGAGAGAACAACAAAACUGACUGAUUAAUUGAAUUAGUGUGUUAAUUUUUAGCCUCUUUUAAGUUGCAAACUCACAUCGAGCUAAGUUAUAGGAAAGGGGGGUUAGGGUAAACGAGGGUGUACUAGCGGUGAAGCUCACGAUACAAGCAUUUUAAAUUCGUUUACUGACACCAGAGUGGUAGGUUUGUGUGAGCGUAAGACUUUGUUUUUUUAUUGUAACUGCAACGAGAUAAAAAGCAAAAUCUACACACUCACACUCCCAGACAGGCAUACGAAUGCAAACGCAAACGGAGUGGAAUAUUAGCGCAAUAGUAUUAGAGUAAACGGGCUUAAACCCCGUAGCUUAACAUAGCUCGCAGGACCACUGACUUUUGGGAGAGGGGGCAUAAGUGAGACAUAAAUAGGGAUGAGGGAAAGACAACAGUUUAGUUGAUAAUAGAACAUGCAAACGAUACACCCUCGUUGGCAUUGGGAUCUUGUAUAAAUGGGGUGAAAAAGUGACAAAAAAGAAGCCCAGCAACAAUGUUAUAUAUUAUAAAAAAAAAACAGAAGAAGUAACGCGGAGCAACGGAAAUAAUCCUUAACCGAGAGUGUCCCGUGAAGCCGAUACGAACAGCUACCUAACUGAUAAUAAUUUAAAACAAAAACACAUAUUUGAAGUAAGACUUAACAGGAUAAUUAACUGCUGUAGUUGAUAAGUGAAUGCAAAUGCUAGUGAGCGAUGCGACGGGCAACGGUUAUACCCAUGCCCAGCUAAUAUGCGUGUGUGACUGUGUGUCUGUGUUUGUGAAGGAGACCAGGAUGGGGAAGAUGGAGAGAGAGAGAGAAAGGCGAAGAGAUUAAAACGAGUGGAACUCUUUAUAAAAAUACAGAAAAUCUUUACUGAAAAAAAA